Messenger RNA from Bicyclus anynana (squinting bush brown), 1021 nucleotides. It is a transcript of the gene ND-B16.6, whose product is annotated as NADH dehydrogenase [ubiquinone] 1 alpha subcomplex subunit 13. The record is from RefSeq and is a predicted model, not a curated record. Bases 58 to 519 code for a protein of 153 amino acids. The transcript has 3 exons. Lineage: Eukaryota; Metazoa; Arthropoda; Insecta; Lepidoptera; Nymphalidae.
GGUAGUCUAAUCUUUGUCUUGUCUAUGACUGAAUAAAAAUUGUCAAAAAACGAAAAAAUGUCGGAGGCUUGUCAGAUAGCCCGAAAACAAGAUUUGCCUCCUCCGGGAGGCUACAAACCUAUACCAUUUCAAAGAUUGCCCGCAAAGCAAUAUUUCAGCGGGUAUACUAUGUUUGCUAUGUACAUUGGUAUAACUGCAGUCUCCGCAUAUUUGUAUAACAUAAAUGCCAAGAGGAUCGCGAAGAAUGAAAUUGAGAUGCGCUCGGCCAAGAUGGCAAUAUACCCGAUGCUGCUGGCGGAGAGGGACAGGGAAUACCUGAAGCAGUUGCGCAGGAACCGCGAUGCUGAGGCUGAACUUAUGCGUGACGUGCCCGGAUGGGAGGUGGGCACUUACUACGGUGAACGUGUGUACAAAUUGGUGCCACCAGACACUCUUAUUGAGCCGAUCUUCCACGAGUACUACGCACACAGCUCCCCCACUGAGUGGUUCAGGAGAGCGUACCACAAGCUCCGUUGUUAAAUUCUCUCUUGAGCUGCGUUUACAACAAACAUAAAGCAUCACAAGGGCUAGAAGUCAGAGCUGUCAAGCCAGUUAAGAAGUGCUUAAAACUUAUGUGCUUUCUUUAUAUUCACUGGGGUAAAUAGUGAAUAAUUAUGAAUUCAGUAAACUAUAUUAUUUUCAACUGGUCUUAAGGAAACUGCAGACAUCUUUUUUUUUGUUCCAUGAAAUAUCGUGCAAUCAGUUAUAAAGACUAUGAGCUGAUGGGUUAUAGGUUUGAUGUUGGUACAUUCAUUCUGAGUAGUAUGAAUAGUCUGAUGUUGUAUGUUUGUCUACAAAAUGCAGCUUCAGAAGAAAUUUAGUCAGCAUAAUUAAAAAAUAUAGCUUUUAACAUUCGUUUUGUUACUUGAACACUAUUGCUGACAAUGGAAAAGUAAUUUAUUUUAGUUCAAAUUAUUUUGCUUUUGUAAAAUAAACAAUUUCAUUGUAGUUGCUUGGUCUGAAUAAAAGAAUUAUAAUAUUA